This is a messenger RNA of Strongylocentrotus purpuratus (purple sea urchin), 6259 nucleotides long. Its product is annotated as pleckstrin homology domain-containing family G member 5. Gene Ontology annotation, biological process: endothelial cell migration; Rho protein signal transduction. The coding region runs from base 688 to 3645 and encodes 985 amino acids. NCBI's taxonomy places the organism in Eukaryota, Metazoa, Echinodermata, Echinoidea, Camarodonta, Strongylocentrotidae. The record is from RefSeq and is a predicted model, not a curated record. The transcript is spliced from 19 exons. Gene Ontology annotation, cellular component: plasma membrane; axon; endocytic vesicle. Gene Ontology annotation, molecular function: guanyl-nucleotide exchange factor activity.
UGCAACCCCAACCCUAACCCUAUACUUCAGAAAAUUAAAGCCUGAAGCAGUUGUUGCUGGAGCAAAGGUUGGAUCACCACUCUUUUUACAUUUCUCGCAAAGUGUUCGUUGGCUUUCAGUGCCCUUCUUGCUUUUGAACCUUGGGAUGUUAAGUGCAUUUUCCAAAGAGAGAUGCGUUUCUUACUCAUCUCUCUUUGCGUUGGAAGGAUGAUGAUAUUUGUUGCAUGUCAUUUGAUCGAUGAGGCAUCCUCCCCUCUCUGCUUGAGAGACUUGUGAAUAUUACGACCUCAAACUCGCUCACUGGCUGUCGAUCCUCGCUAUUCCAGAGAGCGAGAGCGAGUGUUUCAAACAGGAUUAUAUUAAUUCAAACAGGUUUGCACUUUCUACUGUACCAUUGGAAGUCAUGUGGACUAAAACCUCUCUGUAGAUGAAUUAACACCUCAGACUGUGCGCUCACAUGGAAAUAUAUAACCUUCUGGGUGAUAUAUGAAAGACAGCGAGAAAUCAACUGUUUGACGUCUUAGCCAGCUUAUACCUUGAAGGAACAUGCUCUGGUAAACUUGUAACACUGCCAUGGAAUAAGUCAAAUCACUGUGAAACAUACAAUGAUCAUGGAUACAUAUUAAUUGUUGGAUGGUCGUGUGCCGCACAUUUGGAAUACAAAACUUUUGGAUUACGUCGCUGUGAAUGAAGAAUUGGACACUCUUGAAAAAACACAUUGCAGUCAUGGAGCCCAACCAGCGUUUUGUGGUGGAUCGCGAUCGUAUCCUUUCGGCGAGAGGACAUCGUUCCGUGUCGGCGUAUCGGCUUAAGCGAGUCGCCUCGGACAUCGACCUGCAGAAGUGCCGAUGCCAGUGCACAUGCGGACAGAGCAUGUUUUCAUCGAUGUCCACAAGUAUGACGGAUAUCAUUCAAAGAGAUGCAGAAGGGUCCUCAGGUAUUCCAUGCAGACUUCACAGAAGAUCAGCACUGAGGAGGGUACACACAUUGGCCGGUGAGCCGAGCUCCCCUAGGACAGGGCGCAACAAUCGUCAAAGAUCACCCAGCACGCCAAACGCACCAGACCCCAAGAUGUUGCAACGAGGGCUGGAUCCCGGAGGCAGAGACACAACCAAAUUCAGUCUGAUUAUAGAACUAGACGGCAACAAAGAAACGAUACGACUACCAGCUCGUAAAGACCAUGAUCUCAAGGAAGUGUUAGAGGAGACGUUGGGCAAGAAGGGUCUGACGUUAGACGACAUCGAGAUCUACAUCCAGAACACCAAGACCAAUCCCCUCCCCAAGAACGACAAGGGCCUUAGGGUACCUACAGAGCCCCUGGGGGGUCUAGAAGUCUUCAUCCUACCUGCCCUAGAGAAAACACCAGAGUCUGAGAACCGUACGGUGACAGCGACCAAGAGGAAGAAGGAUCUCUCUGCUUUCCUGGGCGUCAAAGACGACGUAAAUCCAAAGGUGGGAACCGGUCGCGAUCGGCGAAUGUCCGUACCCGCAAUAGUUUCGGCACAGAUGGAUCCCAAACUGAUCAAGCUCCAGAAUGAGCUGGACCACUACCUGGUCCAGGGCCUACCAGGCUUCCCUCCUCUACUAUCACUUCAGUACCAGAGAAAUGAGAAUGAAGAUCCGCAAAUAUUGUUUAUGGAAAGUUCCUGGAAAGACCUGAUUGAUAUCGACAUUAGGAAUACCAUGAGCAAGAGAGCUAAAGAGCUUCAAGAGGGUAUCUGGGAACUCCUUGCCACUGAGGCCAAAUACAUCAAACAGAUCAGGGUUAUCAUAGAUUUGUACAUGUGCUGUCUCCUAAAUCUCCAAACAGCGGCAAUAUUAAAUGAGAUCGAGACAGAGAAAAUCUUCAGCAAUAUCACAGUGCUAGAGCUGGCUCACACAAAAUUCUGGAAAGAGAAUCUCCUGAAGAUCGUGGAGAAAGCCAGGGACAGCGGUAAACCUAUGGAUCCUCAUGAUAUCGCUACAGCUUUUGAGGAUUUCUCCGAUCAGUUUUCGGCGUAUUUCAAGUUCUGCGCCGAGGAAGAUAGCUGUAUUCACUAUGUCAGGGAGAAGAGACAAGAGAACAAUAUACUCAGGGCCUUCUUUGAGUGGUGUGAGGGGCAUAACAUCACCAGGCAGAUGAGGCUACGAGGCCUAGGGGAUCUCCUGAUCUACCCCAUGCAGAGGGUCACCAAGUAUCACCUGAUGGUAGAUCGGGUCCAGAAGAACUGCGAAGACGAAGUGCCGAAGGCGGCCCUCAAGAAGACGUUUGAGCACAUUGUGGAGUUUGUUACCCACAUCAACCAUGAGAUCAAGAAAGAACAGGAAAGGAAGAAGAUGGAGAAGGUAGCUGGAAUACUGGAAGGCUACGAGGUUCCCAACGCACCAACAGGAUGCGAUGAGCUAAGCAGGUUAAUGGAAGCUCAUUCGGUGUUUGAUGUGAGCAGUCCUAUGCCCUAUGCCAGUCAGAUCCACCCAAGAUGGCUACUCUUAGAAGGUGCUCUCAAACUUCAAGAAAAGACGGGCAGAUCGACGCUUUAUGCAUUCCUCUUCACCGAUGCCUUGGUCCUUGCAAAGCAAAAUAGGACGGGAGAGAAAUACCGGGUCGUGAGGUCACCGAUGAGGGUAGACCAGCUAGAGGUCAUUGAACUCAAAGAUGGAACUGGCUUUGCUGUCUUGUGUGUGGAUGACUACGAUUGUGCAAUGACAGGGUUCGUGGCAUGGCCAGAGAAAGAAAAAAUGGUCGCUGUUUGGAUGGAAAAGAUCAGCCAGGCAAAGGACCUGUACAACAAAUGCUGCAGUAUCGAUGACGAUGUCGAGUACUUUGAUGAGAUGCAGCCCGAUGACCCUCAGACGCCCAUUGCGGCAUUGAUGGAGGACCAUCAUCUUCACCCUCAGCAGGGCUUCAGCUACGGUAGUUCACCGACAGCCAGCCCACAUCAAUCUCCACAGAUGGAACGCUCCAACCGCUGGAGCUCCAACAGUCCUUCCAGUCACGGCUCCAGCAGUAGCCUGCAGAGAAUGACAGAAGAGGAGGAGUAUGCCGUCCAGAACGGCGACAAGAAACUUGUCAUGAACGGCACCGGGGUCCAGGAGAACAAUAGCAAUAACCAGAGUACCGGGGAACCGAAUUCGGGUCCCCCUAAAACCAUGCCCAAGCCGUACCCCAAACUGAACCUCAGAGCCCCUCUCACCAAGAACACUUCCUACCAGGAGACAGACUUUCCAAGCGAUAGCUCGCUCCUGGGCAGCAUCCUGCCCGAGAUAGCCACGGAAGAAAACAAAUCUGGGUUGAAAGCGGCGAUGCGGCGUCUCUCGACGGGGUCCCCGCCAGAGGAGGUGGUCCCCAAGUCACCCAUGAUGUCGCCUACCCGAGAGACACAGCAGCGCAUCAUGUCGUUUGAGAGCGACGACGAUGACGAUGAAGGAGAAAUACCGUCGGUGACGACGGACAUCUACUAUCAGCCCCCUAAGAACAAAAAGGAGAAGUCGCCCCAGCGGCAAAAGGGAACUGUUCUAUCGGCGACGCCCGCCAAAAGCAAGCACCACAGACCCAGUAUGCCUAACAUCCACGUCCUGGAGAAGAAGGAGCAUAGCAAGACAAAUGGAGAGGGCACACUGAAAAAGAAAAAGAUUUGGGAAAAGAUGCAGAGUAAAAUCAAAUGAUCCCAUAGGAAGCCACUCUACCUCCCGACCCGACAGUCGCAUGAUGUCCGUCAGCAGCUUCACCUAGCCUCAUCGCUUUGCUUUGCAUGGAUCUCAGUUUACUAGAUCACACAUACACACACACUUACAUACUGUACCCUGAUAGCAACUUAUUAAUUUGGUUUAAUCUUUAGUUUUAUCAUUCCAUCUAGUCAACCUAAUUGUACCAUUGAAUGAAUUCUUGAGUUCUGGUAAUGUUGAGGGCAUCAGAAAAACUGUCUAAAAGGACGGUCUGUGUUGGCUGUCAUUUAUGUAAUGUUUUCCCGAUGAAAUACCAACUCUCAGGUCACUUGGCCUUGAGUUCGUGGAAAAUUUUGAUUCAAAAUCAAAUUUUAUUUAACAAUUAAACAUAGUUUUGAAAACCUGCUGAAAUUCGAAUACAGAACUUGAGCAUGUAUAUGCCCAUAUUUGACUAUGUAUUCCAUUUGUAGGCUCAACCAAUUUGACAUUCUUAUAAUUCUAUUCUAUUGUUUUAAUAAUUUCAACAUCUUAUCAAAAACUUUUGGCAGAUAUCACUUUUUUCCUCAAUUUUGGCACCAACUUAGUACACAGAUUUUUUGGGAUGUGGUGAGUUUUUGCUUCAUUACCAGAAGACAAGAUUGUUUUAGUUUGUUUGUGAAAGAAAGAAAGCCUUCCAUUAAAAUCAUGUUUUGUUUUGUGCAUGGAUUAAACUCAUGUCUUGUUUCAUCCAGUGUUAUAUGUCAAACCUGUUUAGAAAGACCGCUUGGAUGGGAGACACAAAAAGUUGUCUUUAUAGGCAGUUGGUGUUAUGUACAGUUUCCUCUUUAGAUGCAUGUUUCAUUGAGAAACGUUACUCUUUUAAGGAAACCUGAAGAAUGUGGUCCUUACAGACAGGUGGUCUUUCUAUGCAGGUGGUCACUAAAGCAGGUUUGACUGUAUCAAGCUUACAACCAUGAUCAUAGACGUAAUCACUGCUUAGUAGUAGAGAUAAAUGUCACUUGAUAAAGUUGAAUGAUAUACUUCCUAACAAAAUGUUUGUGCAUUUAUUGUGAAUAACAAAUAACAACUUGUCGAUUUGAAAAUUAGUGUCGUAAAAUGUUACUAGAAUUGCAAAAGAAAAGAAAAAAAAUUGCUCAACUCCUCUUGUUCAAUGCAAUGGCUAGGUUUUGCGCUUUUAAUAGGUGCCAAUUUGCAGCUCAAGCACUGUAUAUAUUAGCUAUGGAAAAAGUGUAUGUAGAUUAUGUGAAUAAAUAAAUAUAUCUUUCGUUUCAACCCCUUAAAUUGGCAUCACUAUAUUUGUCUUUGAAUUUUGGAUUCAGCAAAUAAAUAGCCUAUUUAUUUGAAAAUAUAUGAAUGAUUAUCCCAUAUUCAACUGAAACUGUCCCAUAAAUUAUACCAACAAAGUAAUCUAUAGCUUCUUUAGCUGAUGACCUGUUGUCACGACAAGAAAACUUUUUUUUAAAGAUUACACUUUUUCUAUUGAAUAGAGGUAAUUUACUGCAUCAAACAUGGACACAACUUAUGCAGUCAUUUUUGUUAUUGUGUAUUGUAAUUCAAGGUGUGUAUGAUAUCAGUUUGUGAAUUAAAACAAUGAUAUGUAUGUGCCAGGUCACAAAUAUGCAACAUUUUCAUACCUAAUGAAUCUAUUUAAUUCAUGCUGGAGGAAACCGUUGUGUGGUAGAUGAUGUCCUUGAAUUCAUAUCGGCAUGGUAAUGCACAUUUAAUCCUUGUUUUCAUACUCAGUUUUUAAAGUGCUCUGUUUAAACUGACCAAGCUACAAGUACCCGGGGUUGAAUGGUAAAAAUGAAACAUGUAUAAAUGGACACGUACAUGUAUAUCAUGAAUAUUCAAUGUCCAUUGAAGUAUAGCCCUGUAAAGAUAAUGACAAUAAUAAUAAUAAUGGGCAUUUCUAUAGCGCUGUCUAUCUAGAUAAUUCUAUUCCGAGGCGCAUUUAUUAUUACCGUAAUGUUGAUAUGAACCCCAUAUGCUCAGUACAGGAUUCUUGCAAGGAAUGUCCCUUCGUAAGGUUGGAAAAGAAAGGCAUUGUAAUAACGAUAAUAAUAAUAAUGAUGACAAUGAUGAUAAUGAUGUCAAGGAUAGUGAUGUCGACAAGAGUAACAUGACAGACACCCAUGAAGUACUUGAGACACCUUUAAAGUACAUGGUUCAAUGAAAUAUUUGUUUAUACAAACAAAAUAAACAUACGCUAUAUGAGGUAAAUGAAGUACGAGCUUCAAGCAUUAGGCAUGUUUGGGAGGAAACUGUGCCGGGGCACUGUGAAGGGAAAAAAGAAAAUUGUUCCACUGUGACCAGAAGCUAUUAUCUCUCUCUGUUUAUUUAUAAGAAGAUAUAUAAUGAAUGCAGAGCUACGGUAGAUUUCAGUCUCUUUGAAACUCCAGUGCAUGCUGCUCGAAAUUUGUUGACACCAUUUCCAUGGCGAUCACAUGAUCUCACUUCUGAGGUAUCUGGGGUUGAUGAACGUUUCAUUCCUGCUGGUGCAAUCCUCUAUCUGUAUUUCCAUCUGACCAUGAAUUCUGUCGUAACCCUGCUGUGGAAAGCAUCGCUUUGAAAGCAAUGAUUUCUUCACCUUUGUAUCUUUAAAGGCAUUGUUUCA